AUGACCGCUGAGGGUGGAACCAUCCGCUCGACCCAAAGUGAUAUGUAGAUGGCAUUCACACCCCUCCAAAAGUUCCGACGAGAAUGUGCCCACCAAGGAUGUGAUCUCAAAAUGCUCAUUGAACGUUUUAAUCUAAGAAUUUAGUUAAUCGCCGGGUUUCGCCAUGUCCUUCAACGGUUCCGAUCAGGCUUUGGAUCAUCCCGACCAAUUUGUACGUCAAGGAUUCUCCCAACGUCUCAAUGAUUCGCUCAAUCAAGCCAUCAAUCGAGAGUUGGUCGCCAGCUACACCUACCUGUCAAUGGCUCAAUAUUUCAGUCGAGCGGAUGUAGCCCUCCAUGGAUUUGCCAAGCACUUUCUGGUCCAAUCUCACGAGGAACAAGAGCAUGGACAACUACUGAUUAGAUACAUCAAUGAACGUGGUGGUAAUGUCGAGUUUUUCGACGUCAAAAAACCGAGGUUUAUGGAUUGGGGUUCGCCUUUGUCAGCCUUUGAGGCGGUCUUGAAUAUGGAAACAUGGAUCAACGAGGAGCUGAAGAAAAGUCAUGAAAUCGCCACGGUGGAUUCGGAUGGCAGUGCGUCAGAUUUUCUCGAAGGCACUUUCCUACAGAAUCAAGUGCGGGAAAUCAAGGAGGCCGGUGAUUUCUUGUCGAAAUUGAAGAGGGUGGGCCAUGGAGUUGGGUUCCAUUUGAUUGACCAAGAGUUGUUGGCUAAAUACGACACCUCAAGUUCGUCGUCUAGCUCAGAUGACUGAUUUCCCUUGAGCAUCGCUAUCGUUCUGAGCGACCGUUCGAGCCCAGUUCAUGGAUUGGCAAAUGGAAAUCCUCGUGAUAAAAUACACAUUCUCGAACAAUAACUUACAUCAUUGAUUCCUCCAUCUGGCUUCUGAGCAAAUCUAAGGGUAAUCUUGGUAACCGAACCGCAACACGUCAUAACGAAAGGGGCUUUCAGACCUUUCUCUCGGACAAAGUCCUGUAAACUAGUCCUCAGUUCCAUCCCAGGGGUCAAUCGCAUGGGGAACACUUUUAGUGCAGACUCCUAAAAGGCAAUGAAUUACAUAUAUCAGAAUCAAGCCUUAUUUUGUAGACUAAUUGCCUCCUACCGCCAUUUCUGGUGGAAUUUCGGAGAGUCGAUAAACUUUUGAAUAAUCGAAUGAAUGCCUUUGGAAGCCUGAAAUAAACUUUUUCUUUAAUUGUG
This is a messenger RNA of Tigriopus californicus, 1194 nucleotides long. Its product is annotated as soma ferritin-like. The transcript has 3 exons. Bases 164 to 751 code for a protein of 195 amino acids. Gene Ontology annotation, biological process: iron ion transport; intracellular iron ion homeostasis. Gene Ontology annotation, molecular function: ferric iron binding; ferrous iron binding. NCBI's taxonomy places the organism in Eukaryota, Metazoa, Arthropoda, Copepoda, Harpacticoida, Harpacticidae. The record is from RefSeq and is a predicted model, not a curated record. Gene Ontology annotation, cellular component: cytoplasm.